AUGGAGAGUAUCGAGGAGUUAAUUGCGAGAAUCGACCGCAAUACUGCUGCGCAGAUGAAACAUUCCACUGCCUUUCCCUCCCGACCUCUCAGCAGAGUGGUUGUGACCGGCGGUACCCACGGUGACGAGCUGGGAGGAGUCUGUCUGGUGAGGGAGUGGCUGAGGCAGGGUGACGCCCCCUUUCUGCACCGGCGCAGCUUCAGAGCUCAGACACUGCUAGCCAAUCCGAGAGCAACCAAGCAGAACAGGAGCUACCUGGAGACAGACCUGAACAGGUGCUUCACAGCAGAGAUAUUGAGCUCUUGAAAUUGGUCCCCAGCCCACAGGACUAA
This is a messenger RNA of Acipenser ruthenus (sterlet), 332 nucleotides long. RefSeq names its product N-acyl-aromatic-L-amino acid amidohydrolase (carboxylate-forming)-like. Gene Ontology annotation, molecular function: hydrolase activity, acting on ester bonds; aminoacylase activity. The transcript has 3 exons. The record is from RefSeq and is a predicted model, not a curated record. Bases 1 to 306 code for a protein of 101 amino acids. Lineage: Eukaryota; Metazoa; Chordata; Actinopteri; Acipenseriformes; Acipenseridae.